AUGUAAACAUAACCAGAUCAUGAAUAUCUGAAUACUUAGGCAAAUUAAGGACAAGAACCUAUGAAUAACAAGGCUCCUUUUUUGGAUCUUGAUUCUUCUGGGGAUGCUUUGGAGGAUGGCAGAGUGACUAAUCUCAGUUUUCAACGAAUGAUGGAUUUAAGUUUCUUUGUAUUCAACCUAAUUGGGACUGGUUUAACCGUAAUAACUUUGGAAUUGAUCCAUUAUGAUCAAGAAAGAGAGGCACGUAAGGUGAUGUUGUGGGUGAUAUUCAUAUCAAAUUUAAUUUUGAUGGGAAUAGUGGUAGUAAGAAAUGCAGCUAAAUUGAAAUGGAGAGAAAGUAAAGGAGAUAUGUAUAGUGGAUUUAGUAUCGAACCAUUGGAAACAUCUUUGGAGAUAUUAAUAAUAGCAGCAUCUCCUUUACCAUUUUUGGAUGACUAUAGUUUCUAAUUUGAAAACGAUUUCGUUGAAGGUGAAGUCUAUUACUAUGCAAAUGAAUUGCUUUGUCUUACUCUAGCCUUUCGAGUAAUAUUUUUUAUUCGCACAACCUUAUUGAAUUCUUAUUGGCAUUCGAAUAGGACGGAUAGAGUUUGUAGUCUAUAUGCAAGUUAAGCAGAUUACAUGUUCACUAUAAAAUCUCUAAUGAGGAAUCAACCAUUUACAGUAAAUUAUAGUGCAAUGAUCUUGCUAAUUGUGGUUUUCGGAUAUUGUUUGAGAAUAUGUGAGAGUCCACUUAAUCGUAUAGACAUAAGUUCAAAUGAUUUUAGUAGUUAUGCAAAUUCAAUGUGGUGUGUAAUUGUAACUAGUACAACUUUAGGAUAUGGUGACUAUUAUACCAGAACAUUAUUGGGACGUAUAGUAAUGAGUGUAGUUUGCAUAUUGGGUAACUUUGUGGUUUCAUCAAUGAUUGUCAUAAUUACAAAUGAGUCAUAUUUGUCAACAUUAGAGAAUAAGGUGGUAAUUUUGAUAGACAGAUUGAGUUUGAAGAAACAGAUGCAAUAGGAAGCUGCCAUGAUAAUCACUGUGUUUGGUAGGAUCUAUUAUGCAAAGAAGUAUUAUAUUCAAUAUUUGAGACAUCUCGAUUUUUCAGAAGAGUAGUUUACUGAGAUGAAUAAGAAAAUGAAGAAGUAUGCAAUGUAAUUAAAAUUAACCACUCGUAAAUAUGUGGCAGCAAGGGCUUUGGGCAGUCAAUUAGAAGAGAUCAACAGUGGUUUCAAUUCAUUGAAAGAGAAUCUGAAAUAAACAUCACAAUUAUAAGAGGAUUUGAUUAAAGCAAAUGAAAAUCUUAUUAAUAAAAUUGAUAAUAAGUGA
Paramecium tetraurelia is the source of this 1308-nucleotide messenger RNA. RefSeq lists its product as uncharacterized. The record is from RefSeq and is a predicted model, not a curated record. Gene Ontology annotation, cellular component: plasma membrane. The transcript is spliced from 5 exons. NCBI's taxonomy places the organism in Eukaryota, Ciliophora, Oligohymenophorea, Peniculida, Parameciidae. Gene Ontology annotation, biological process: potassium ion transport. Gene Ontology annotation, molecular function: small conductance calcium-activated potassium channel activity; calmodulin binding.